Molecule: messenger RNA, 1461 nt
Organism: Oikopleura dioica
Lineage: Eukaryota; Metazoa; Chordata; Appendicularia; Copelata; Oikopleuridae
Source: the annotation of a GenBank genome assembly
AUGACUGAUUUUCUUCACGAAGAUUUGAGGGCUGAGCCGACUCAGGAAGUCCCCUUUGAAACGCUCAAGCCAGAUAAACUCAAGGCAAAAGUCCGUCAGGGCCUUCCAUUAGCGGUGAAAGAGAAAGAAAAAUUUUAUAAGAGAGUGAUUCUUCAAGGAAAGCCACUGUUGGGUGUUGAAUUUGAGAGCAUCGACAAUGCACUCAAUGAAGUUUGGAACUGCACGAAAUUUGAUAGAAGAUUAUUCCGAUUUGAAUGGCUCAGCGAAAGUGGUCAACAACUCGUCGGAGAGGUGAUGGCGCGAAUUCAUCGAAGCCAACCUCAAAUAACCUUUUGUCCACUCAUCGGCAUCGUCGUCGGUGUUCUAGUGACAUUCAUCGAUGACCGUGGAAAGAUCUGGCAGAUGAUCGAGCAUCUCAUUCAAUCAGAAAGCUGUCCUAUUGCUCGUUCAAGCACGCAGGCAGAUGCUGAUGAUUUAACAAUAAGAGAUCUUGGUCUUCUCAAGCUAAAGGGCAAACUUAAACCGUGGCUUCUUCAAAUCUCUUCUUCAGCAAUAAACUGGCGAUUCUUCCUCUGCUCUUUGUCGUACGAAUCAUGUGUCCGUUUCGUCGAUUGUCUUCUAUUGGAAGGGGCAAAGGUUAAAUUCCGCUUUGCCCUGGCAUUCCUCAAUUUCUGUUCCUCUCAAGGCCGAUGCGUGAUCAUUGAUGGAAGUCCUGACGAAAUCGACGAUGAUUUGAUUUUACAAAUGAUCGAAGAUAAUCCUUCUGAUGUCGAAAAGAUCUUGAAGAAAGGAUUUGACAUACGAAAUCUGCAAAUGGCUAUUGUCAAGCAACUGGUCAACAGGCAUAAAAUGCUUCUCGAUCUCAGAGCAGACGGACUAGAAGCCCAAAUGUCUCGACUUUCGCAAAAACAUGCCGGCGAAUUUUACGCACAAGCAAAGCACGCAAGUUCCUCUCUUAUCUCCAUAAAUUCCAUGUCGCGACUCUUCGCAAUUCUGCCUCCUCGAUUUUCAGUUCAAAAUUUGGAAAAGAUUUUUUCUACUACUACUGAUGGAUACGCUUACCAAACAGCCUUACGAAAACUGGCCGAUGAGCCAGCAUGUGUCAUCCUCAUGAAAACCGACUUCUCCCCCGACGUCUCUAUCGGAGCCGUUCUCUGCGGCAUGAAAUCGCCAAAAACCGGCCUUAUCGGAAAUGGUGAGAGCUUCGUUUUCCGAGUUGAGUGCGAAGUAGAAAGUUGGUUUUGGCACAGUGAGAUGCCAACUCAAUUCGCUCAUUUUUCACCCGGAAAUUUGAAUAUUGGAAAUGGCGCAUUGACGAUCAAUGAUGAUUUGAAAAAUUGCUCCACUUGUUCAAGCGAAGUCUUUUCAUCGCCCAAUUUACUGAGCCGUGAUGGAAGUUUCAAUCGAUUUCAAGUUAUUCAGAUGGAAAUAUUUGCUUUUAGCAGCUUCGAAUCUAUCUAA